AUGGCCCGUCUCAACACAAAUACACCAACCGCUAGCAUCGCCCCCGACCGCACAAAGCUACGCACCACUCGCACCAAAGGUUCCUCACAGAGGUCUAAGAUCGGACCGGGUUUCGCCUUCGACAUUUUCCCAGACGACGACCAAAUACCGGGCGAGCCACCGAGCCAGAGUCCAUAUACUCCCUCAGGAUCAACAACAAAGCAGAAGAAGAAGCGAACAUUAAAAACAUCACAGGUCAACUCCCUCCUGCUCCCGCUGCAGCAGAGACCACGCCAAAGGCCAAACGUGAAAGUGGAACAAGAUGACUACGACAAGGAGAAUGAUAUAACGGGAGAUGCAACGGAACCGUAUACACCUGAAAGAAGCCCCGUUCCACAUCGAUCACCAACAACAACGCGAAAUACGACACGCACUCCCGCGAGAAAUCGAGAACUCAAUAGGUCUUUGAGCCACAGAGAGCAUAUAAACAAAGAUGAAGACAGCUGUGGGGACAAUGGCUUUGAAUCACUGGACGAAUUUGUAGUCAGUGACAAUGAUGAAAUCAGCUACCAUGAGACAUCCGACCCUGAAACAGAGGAGGAAAAAGCCCCAACGCCAGUCGCGCCACCAAAAUCUGCACGGAAGAAACUCAUGAGAGGAAGAAGGCCAAACACUAAAGCAGAAGAGGAAUCUGUGAAGAUUCUAGAGCCCGAAUCUGAACUCAAGCCAAAACCGAAAAUCUUGGGGACAAUAAAACCUUCGCCCGCAAAGUCUAGACACAACACUCAGACUCAGAAACUGUCUCACGACGACUUUGAUCUAUCAACGCAUUUUAAAACACUUGACCUUGAUGAGGACAAUGGGCCCGCCUCUCAGCUAGAGACCGAUCUUACACAAUCUGUCAUUGAAAUGAGUCCUCCACCAGAAGACAUGUAUAGAGUGAAGAAGAAAACCCACAUACCACCCUCUACUUCAUCACAAACCCUUCUGCGCACCCCCACGAAACAGAAAAACCGCAUCCCACCAACACCACAUAGGGAGAGUGUUGAUGCCUUUUGGAGUCAAGAGGAGACCGUCGCCUGGAUCGAUCAGCAUUCACCAGAGAAGCCUCUAGGCCAAACAGUGAUCGAGCUGCUUCAGGAUUUUGAUGAUUCCGACACCGAUGGCACCGGUCGUGACUCUACCUCCAGCGCUGAGCCGGGAUCAACACCGCCAGUGAUGCAAAAGCAGCCCAAGACCCCCAGCAAGACGGCCCUUAAAAAGGCAGAGGUAGAGAAGAAUAAAGCCGCAAAGGCUCGCCGUCUGUCAUUCAAUAACAAGAAGGACGACUUCGCCCAGGCUUUCCUGACUGUCCUUGACGAUGCAGUUGCGGAGGGCAAGGUCUGUCAACUGGCCGUGGCUACUGGCGGUGUGAAAAUCACUUGGUCGAAGACACUCCAGAAGACCGCAGGUCGGGCUCAAUGGAAGGGUGAGCGAUUUCGCGACAGGGAAGGCCGUGUCAACACCAAACACCAUGCCUCUAUCGAACUGGCCGAGCGCAUCAUCGACGACGAAUAUCGCCUGAUCAAUACCCUUGCCCACGAAUACUGCCACCUUGCCAACUACAUGAUCUCCAAUGUCCGUGACCAACCCCACGGCGCAAGCUUCAAGCAAUGGGGACUCAGAUGCAAAGAAGCCUUGAAAGAUCACCCAGUCUAUGGUGGACGGAUCAACGUUACAACAAAGCAUACUUACAAGAUCGACUACAAGUAUGUUUGGUCCUGCGUGGGAUGUAGCCAGACAUAUGGUCGCCAUUCGAAAAGUAUCGACCCCAAUCGAAGCCGAUGUGGCAACCCGAGCUGCAAUGGUCGAUUGGAGCAGAUCAAACCGAAGCCUCGGAAUUUAUCGCCGAAGAAGAACGCUGCUACGCCGGCGACGCAACGGAACGUGAUGGACAAUGUUGCGAAGGAGCUUGGGGGGAUUUACUUUGUAACCGUGCCAUCAUUUUGA
Molecule: messenger RNA, 1968 nt
Organism: Penicillium manginii
Lineage: Eukaryota; Fungi; Ascomycota; Eurotiomycetes; Eurotiales; Aspergillaceae
Exons: 3
Coding region: 1-1968 (655 amino acids)
Cellular component (GO): nucleus
Source: RefSeq, a predicted model, not a curated record